AUGGGUUCUCAAGUUGACGACAGAGACUUCACGGCUCUGUUGCCUGAGCUGACACUGGAGGAGAAGAUUACCCUUCUCUCCGGCCGAGACUUCUCCACAGCAGCAGGCGUUGCCCGAUUGAACAUCCCUCCCAUCAGAGUAGCAGACUCAAUCGCCGGAGUGCGCCCCUCGGGGCUCACAGCCGACCUCACCACAGCAUGCUUCCCCAACACAGCCUGCCUCGGAUCGACCUGGGAUGCCGAACUCCUCGGACGCCUGGGCCAGCUCCUCGCGCACCAAGGGCGCGAGAAGAGCGCGCAGGUCGUUCUGGGCCCGACAAUCAACAUCCACCGCGACCCCCGCGCCGGACGCAAUUUUGAGUGCUUCAGCGAGGACCCGUUGCUUUCCGGGCAGCUGGCGGGCGCGAUCGUCAACGGUAUCCAGAGUCAGGGCCUCGGGGCCUGUCCCAAGCACUUUGUCUGCAACGACUCGGAGACCCUUAGACACUUUUACGAUGUUGCGGCGUCGCCGAAUAGCCGGCCGCUGAGGGAGAUUUACAUUGCUGCAUGGCAGCAUUUGCUGAGGACUUCUAACCCGACUGGUGUCAUGACUGCAUACAACAAGGUCGACGGCACAUUCUGCAGCGAACACGGUCCCCUCAUCGAAGGCGUGCUGAGAAAAGAAUGGGGUUUCGAGGGCAUCGUCAUGUCGGAUUGGUUCGCCGUCCACAACGUAGUCGAGCCCGUCAAGGCCGGUCUCGAUCUCGAGAUGCCGUUCCCCAUCUUCCGGGGCAAGAGGCUGGCCGAAGCCGUGCGAGCAGGGCAGAUAACCGAGGCGGAGAUCGACGCCAGGGCACUCAAGAUGCUGGAGCUCCGGAAUCGCACGCGGACCAGCUUCAGCGACGAGCCUGAGAGGUCCGAGAUCAAUGAGGAGACGAACAGAUUCUCGAGGGAGCUUGCGGCGAGUGGCAUCAUCCUCCUGAAGAACGACAACGAGGCUCUGCCCAUCAGUCCCGCGGACAAGCCCAAGAUUGCUCUUAUUGGGGAGUUUGCUGGGUCUCCCGUCGUGACUGGCGGUGGGAGUGCCUCCUGCACGCCUCAGUAUAGACAUUCGCCGUUCAAGGUCUUGAAGGAGGCCUUCCCCGGUGAUGAAAGCGUCCGGUACCACGCUGGUGUUAGAACACGGAGGGUCAUCCCUGUCGCACCGACCGCGCAGCUCACAUCGCAGGACGGACGCCAUGGGAUCGACGUCAAGUACUUUAACGACGACACCCCGGAGCCGAUUCUCUCCGAAUUCCAAGAGAAGGCCAAUGUCUGGAUGCUGGGCGAGUUCAAGGCGGGCCUCAAGGUCCCGGGCUCACGCAUCGAGCUCGUGACCAAACUGACGCCCCCGACGACGGGAGAGCACACCCUCGCGGUGCAGGCUACGGGAGAAUUUUCCCUCGUCGUUGACGGAAAGGAGAUCCUCUCUGGUCCCCAAAAAGAGAUCGCCACGGAGCAGUUCAUCUUCAACCACGUCAAGCUCGAGACGCGCGUGCAGCUGCAGAUGAACGCCGGCCAGGCCUACGAGAUAAAACUCACGAACAAGUCGUGGGGCCACCUCGUCAAGGGCGAGCCGACCCCCUAUGCAGCAGCCCUCUGCUUCGAAGAGCACCGCUCCGACGAGGCCGCCAUCGCGGAAGCCGUCGAGCUCGCCAAGACGUCGGACGUGAGCAUCAUCUACGCCGGCCGCAACGAGCAGUACGAGUCGGAGGGCUACGACCUGGAAGACAUCCGGAUCCCGGAGAACCAGGCGGCGCUGAUCAAGGCCGUGGCCGCCGCGUCCAAGAAGACGGUCCUGGUGCUGCACUGCGGCAACCCCAUCGACGUUGGCGCCGUCGUGGACGACGUGGACGCGGUGCUCAACGCCCAUUUUCCCGGCCAGGAGGGCGCACAGGCGACGGCGGACAUCCUCACCGGCGCGACGAACCCUAGCGGACGCCUCGCGACGACUUGGUUCAAGACAAUAGAGGACGCGCCGAGCUUUGGUGACUUCCCCGCCACCAAGGGGGACGACGGCAGCAUCAAGUUUCGCUACGCCGAGGGUCUGGGGAUGGGAUACCGCCACGCGGAGGCGGCACAGCGCUCGCGUUGGGCGUUUGGAUUCGGGUUGUCGUACACCUCUUUCGCAUACUCUGACUUGAAGACAAGUGUGGAGGGGGCGGAUGAUGAGACGAAGCUCCGGGUCUCCGUAAAGGUGGCCAACACGGGGUCCCGCGUAGGCAAGGAGGUCGUGCAGCUCUAUGUCAACCCGGCAAAAGAGACGCCAGCCUCCGUCUGGAGGCCAGAGCGCGAGCUCAAGGCGUUCAAGAAGGUUCUCGUGCAGCCUGGGGAGUCGGCGGUGGUCGAGUUGGAGAUCGAUGCCAAGGUAGCGUGCAGUUACUGGGACGAAGGGGAGAAGGCCUGGAGGCUGGAACGGGGGACGUAUGGCGUCCGGGUCGGAGAUCUCCAGGGCGAGUUCUCGAUCAGCGCGGGGACGGUUUGGGGCGGGCUAUGA
Colletotrichum orchidophilum is the source of this 2514-nucleotide messenger RNA. RefSeq names its product thermostable beta-glucosidase B. Gene Ontology annotation, molecular function: beta-glucosidase activity. The transcript is spliced from 3 exons. Bases 1 to 2514 code for a protein of 837 amino acids. The record is from RefSeq and is a predicted model, not a curated record. NCBI's taxonomy places the organism in Eukaryota, Fungi, Ascomycota, Sordariomycetes, Glomerellales, Glomerellaceae. Gene Ontology annotation, biological process: glucan catabolic process.